UGUUGUACUUUAUAUCUUUGAAUACUAAUAAUAAUUGUAAUGGUUAUAUCUCAAAAGUAUACCCUGAGAUUUACAUUGUAGCUAAACUAUCACCAAUUCCACAGUCACCUGGUCUUUCAAGCUGUUAUUCUAAGAUACCUUCAUUCAAAUCAAGAAUGGUGACUAUACCAAUAGAAAAUAAAAUGGAUCAAUCAACUAACCAAUCAGCACUUUCUCCUUUUCUGCUACCCCGAAAAUUUGAUUCUAAAAUACCAAUAUUCAGACAGAGAGCUGCCACAUCAAAAGACAAUGUAAUAGAUCGAUCAACAUUAAAUAGAAAGUUUCAAGCAAACAUGAUACUGAUUGAGCCAACUGCUCCUCAAGAAAAUGAAAUCGAUAAUGGGAAGUUUCAGAGAAAAGUUCUUUAUCAGUUAUCAAAUAUGGCUAACGAAAUUAAAGAUUUACGAAUAGCAGUGGAAAUGAUGGCCGUACCAAGUUUAGAGACUGUUGCUGAGAUCCAUCUAGAAGUUAUAGCUGGAGCUAUUGGGACCUUAAAUGGAUGCAGAAAAUUAGAGGAGCAAUGUGGAGUUCUUGCUAAUCGAACAAUUUUACUUCGCCUUCUUUCACGAAUCGGAGGGUCAUCCAUUAAAGAUACUUCUAAGAAUCUAUUGAAAAGACUUUUUACAAAUUUUGUUAUGUCUCAUUUAAGUAUGGAUGGUAAAGGUUCUCUUAAAAAGCUUCCGUUUAGAGACUCUGCUCUGUGUCAACUUGUUGUUGAGUGUGUAUUGAAACGAUAUUCUACGUCUUCUUUGUCCGAAAUAUAUUCGUGCAUUGGUUCUCAUCUUAGAAUGGCUCCGUUUCGUUUAGGUUACACUGGGAAAGGUGGCGCCCAUUUUCCCAAUUCUCAAGAUGGAGAGGCUGGCUUGAACGAUUCAAGCAAAGAUGAUGCUUAUUGUCAUGGAAGCGAUCAUGAUAAUGAUAAAUACGAUAAUUCAUAUUAAAAUAAUUAAAAUUAGUGUAAACAUGUUUAAGACUUGCAUGUAUGAAAAAAAAUAUCUGUAUGUUUGA
Hydra vulgaris (swiftwater hydra) is the source of this 1047-nucleotide messenger RNA. NCBI's taxonomy places the organism in Eukaryota, Metazoa, Cnidaria, Hydrozoa, Anthoathecata, Hydridae. The record is from RefSeq and is a predicted model, not a curated record.